CCAUUCAUAUGCAAAUGCAACAGCUAUAUUUGUUAUAGGAUAGGUCAUCGGUCGGUCAAAACAUUGUAAUUGUAAUUGUGUAUUGUAUUGUAUUGUAUGCACCAUAGUUGAAAUUGCUGUGUCGAACGCAUUAUCGCGCUGAUCGAAAAAGAUACGAACCGAUGCGAUAUUUGAACAAUUUUUAUCGAAUGAAAGUGUUAUAAGUUCGACCAUAAAACUACAUAACACUGACAUGUUGCAAUUAAUAAAUCUUCCCGAUAUUGUUUUGGAGACAAUUCUGUCUAACCUUACGUACGACGAAAUUUCUCGAUACAGAAUUGUUUGCAAACAAUUUGAUCGAAUAUGUAAAAAGUUGUUGAAUCGAGGUUUCAAUUUGAUGGAAAAAUAUCAUGCUCAAUGUUUGCGUGCAGUAAAAAGUCAGCUGCCACGAAGAGAAUCGGAGAGAAGGAGUCACCCUUUGGCCCGUCAUUGUGAUAUAUUAACAGCAAUCGAAACAAGGAUAUCCAUGUUAUCCAUGACUUUUAUAAAAUAUGUAGACCUGAAUCUGUGUUGCUUUAUCCCUGGAAAGGUGAUUGAUGAAAUUUUUCGAGUUCUCCGUUUGAUUCGUGACUCUAAAACUCCACCUAGAGCUCAUGAAAUACUUCAGGAAUUAAGAGAUAUUAGUAGUAUGGCUAUGGAACAUUUUGAUGAAAAAAUUUUACCAGAUUUAAAGCACAGUAUUUGUACAUCUGUUGUUAGUAAUGUAGGUUCCUAUGAGUUACCAGGUGGAAGUUUGAUGAUUUCGCAUCAUACUACAAAUCCAAACAGUACAACACUACCGCAUAAUCUUAACUCUGAAAAAUUGAAUCUUACUUUUAAGAAAAUUUUUUGUCGUACGAAAAAAAAUAAACUGUCCGUUCUAACAAUGAAAGGUCAGAUAAAUAAAAUGAAACUUAGAAUGAAAAGGCAAGGUUUUCAAAUGAGACUUCAAAGUUUAAAAUUACAAGAACAGGCAAAAAAAAUACAUGAUCAAGAUACGCAAUUGGCUGAAAUGAGAAAACAUCUUGAGGAAUGGGAGCAAAAAAUGGUUGAUUUAACAGCUGGUUUAAGUCGUGCAAGAGAAGAAACACAAAAACCUGACUCUAUAGAGACUUGCAAAAGAAAACUUAUAGAUCAGACAAAAGACUUGCAAGCAAAAAGAUGUAAACUGGUAAUAGAAAGAAUAAAAUCAAUAUUAUAGAAGCUUCAAUUUUUACGUUAACUUGUCCUUUGUAUAUAAUAAGGUUGUAUAUGAGAAACAAGAUCUUGCUCUAUUUGUAUUUUGCAUUUUUUAUGUUAUAACUGAAUAAAUUUAAGUGUUUAAAUUA
Hylaeus anthracinus is the source of this 1346-nucleotide messenger RNA. It is a transcript of the gene pall, whose product is annotated as F-box only protein 28. The record is from RefSeq and is a predicted model, not a curated record. Lineage: Eukaryota; Metazoa; Arthropoda; Insecta; Hymenoptera; Colletidae. Gene Ontology annotation, biological process: protein polyubiquitination. The coding region runs from base 233 to 1219 and encodes 328 amino acids. The transcript is spliced from 3 exons. Gene Ontology annotation, molecular function: protein binding.